Elgaria multicarinata webbii is the source of this 2309-nucleotide messenger RNA. RefSeq names its product dermatan-sulfate epimerase-like. Lineage: Eukaryota; Metazoa; Chordata; Lepidosauria; Squamata; Anguidae. Gene Ontology annotation, molecular function: chondroitin-glucuronate 5-epimerase activity. The coding region runs from base 93 to 1976 and encodes 627 amino acids. The record is from RefSeq and is a predicted model, not a curated record. The transcript is spliced from 2 exons.
UAGGAUUCCAAAGGACAGUUGCUAUUGCAGAUUCCAACUACAACUGGUUUUAUGGACCAGAGAGCCAAUUGGUGUUCCUAGAUAAAUUCGUUAUGCGCAAUGGCAGCGGAAAUUGGUUGGCAGAUCAAAUCAGAAGGAACCGGGUGCUUGAAGGCCCAGGGACUCCAUCCAAAGGACAGCGUUGGUGCACUCUUCACACUGAAUUUCUCUGGUAUGAUCCAAGCCUGGGUUUUGUACCUCCACCAGACUACGAGAUUCCAAAGCUGCAUUAUUUUGAGGACUGGGGAGUUGUAACCUAUGGGAGUGCACUGCCUGCCGAAAUCAACAGGCCUUUUCUCUCCUUCAAAUCAGGAAAGCUGGGAGGACGUGCAAUAUAUGAUAUCGUUCACCGGAACAAGUACAAAGACUGGAUCAAAGGCUGGAGGAACUUCAAUGCCGGUCACGAACACCCAGAUCAGAACUCCUUUACUUUUGCCCCCAACGGUGUACCUUUCAUAACAGAAGCUCUGUAUGGACCAAAAUAUACAUUUUUAAACAAUGUGCUGAUGUUUUCUCCAGCCGUAUCGAAGAGCUGCUUCUACCCGUGGGAAGGGCAAGUUACUGAAGAUUGCUCCUCAAAAUGGUUGAAAUAUAAACAUGACUUGGCUGCAGAUUGCCAGGGGAGAGUGGUUGCUGCUAUGGAAAGAAGCGGGAUCAUCUUUAUCAGGGGUGAAGGAGUGGGUGCCUACAACCCCAAACUUAAGUUGAGAAGCCUGCAGAGAAACCUAUUCCUUAUCCAUCCCCAGCUUCUCUUGCUAGUGGACCAAAUAUACCUUGACAAGGAUAGUCCAUUGGAGGCAGCUACCAGCUUCUUCCACAAUGUGGAUGUGCCUUUUGAAGAAACUGUUAUUGAUGAUGUCCAUGGGGCCUUCAUUAGGCAACGGGAUGGGAUGUACAAGAUGUACUGGAUGGAUGAUACUGGCUACAGCGAAAAAGCUGUGCUUGCCUCAAGAAUGUAUCCCAGAGGUUACCCUUACAAUGGGACAAACUAUGUGAACGUCACUACUCACCUGCGUAGCCCAAUCACCAGAGCUGUGUACCUCUUCAUUGGACCUUCCAUAGAAGUCCAGAGCUUCAGCGUCCAUGGGAAUUCCCAGAAGUUGGAUGUUUUCAUAACCACCGGCGAGCACGCCUAUGCUGUCUAUUUGUGGACUGGUGAGGAUAAAAGCCGCUCUGUCUUUGCACAAGUUAUUGCAGACCGCCAAAAGGUCCUUUUUGACCGGGCCUCUGCCAUUAGGAGCACCCCAGUAUCAGAAAUCAGAGAGUACAGUGGGAUAGUAGAACAGAAGCUUCAGCAUUUCAAGCCUGUCUUCCAGCAGCUAGAGAAGCAGAUACUUUCCCGCGUGCGUAAUACAGACAGCUUCAGAAAGACAGCUGAGCGCCUGCUGCGAUUUUCAGAUAAAAGGCAGACAGAGGAGGCCAUUGACAGGAUAUUUGCAAUCUCACAGCAGCAGCAGCAGCAGCAGCAAGGUAGGGCAAAGAGGAACCGAAAGGUGGCGAAAGGCUAUAAGUUUGUUGAUGCUGGCCCUGACAUUUUUGCACAGAUUGAAGUCAAUGAAAAAAAAGUUCGGCAAAAGGCACAGACUUUGGCCCAAAAGGAAUUGCCUGUGGAUGAAGAUGAGGAAAUGAAAGAUCUCCUGGAUUUUGCAGAUAUUACCUACGGAAAACACAAAAACAGUGUGUCCAUCAAAGGCCGAUCUGGUCUGGCACAAAUGUUGGCAACUGCUCGAAGCAGUGCUCCUUCCAUGUCAGCAUCUUACACCCGACUCUUCCUCAUUCUGAACAUAGUUAUUUUCUUCGUCAUGCUGGCAAUGCAACUCACUUGGCUCCAGAAAGCCAAGAGCCUGCAUGCCCAAAGAUGCCUUUAUGCGAUCUUGCUAAUUGACAGCUGUGUAUUAUUAUGGCUGUAUUCUUCUUGUUCCCAGUCACAAUGCUAACAAAAAACACCAUGACAGCUACAUGACCAUUCUAUGGUUAUAUGCAACUAUGCAAAGCAUUAACCCUGAUAGGGCCAGAGUAUGUUUUGUUUCUCUUCUGACACAUUCCAGGAAACAGCUGUGGAAUGAUUGAAUUCUUGCAGUCAGAGACGGUAAAAUUAAUGGGCAUUGGGUCAUUGGAAACAUUUCUAAAAGUACCACCUAGAUACGGGUCAAGUUGGAUUUGUGUUAUGAAUGAAUGUAAAGUUCUGAACUCAAAUGUGUGGCAUUGCAUUUUCUUCUUUAAAAGCAAAAUUCUCUUUUAUUCAUUUGUUUCAUAAUUAGUUUUUUUUU